Messenger RNA from Coccidioides posadasii C735 delta SOWgp, 1989 nucleotides. RefSeq lists its product as uncharacterized. Gene Ontology annotation, molecular function: antiporter activity. The record is from RefSeq and is a predicted model, not a curated record. Gene Ontology annotation, cellular component: trans-Golgi network; endosome; Golgi apparatus. Lineage: Eukaryota; Fungi; Ascomycota; Eurotiomycetes; Onygenales; Onygenaceae.
CUCGCUUCAAUUUCCCUUCCAUCAAUAAUAUUCAUUUUUCUUUACUCUCGUUUUUUUUCCCCCUUCGUAUCCCCUUGUGACCAUUUUCCCCCUGGCUUCCAGCGCAUUCGGUCAAAGUAACCUGCUUCGAUCGCGGCCGUUCGACUUUCAACGGUUCAUUGCUGAUCAAGCUCGUUCCUUUUCUACGACCGUCUCGAUGAUCGCAGAGCAGGAGAAGUCCCGGGUGUCCGGAGAAGACAAACCCGCUUCCUCUUCUUCCUCCUCCUCCUCUCCCUCCUCCACCCCUACUUCCGCCGAUGCCCCCGUUCUCCCGACCGUGGACCCAGCGGCGACAAAGACAGAGCCUCCCAAGCCCACGCUCCAUCCUGCUUUCUAUGUCAUUUCGUGGAUCUUCUUCAGCUCCAGCGUGAUCCUUUUCAAUAAGGAAUUGCUUGACAAAGAUCGGGAUAGAUUCCCAUUUCCCAUUAUCCUCACAACAUGGCAUCUCGCCUUUGCCGCUUUCAUGACCCAGGUCCUGGCUCGGACGACGACCCUGCUCGAUGGCCGGAAGAAGGUUAAGAUGACAGGCCGUGUCUAUCUACGGGCGAUCGUCCCAAUUGGCUUCUUUUUCAGUCUGAGCCUGAUCGGCGGAAACAAGGCCUAUCUCUACUUGAGCGUGGCCUUCAUCCAGAUGCUCAAGGCCACCACUCCUGUCGCCGUUCUCCUCUGCACCUGGUUCCUGGGCAUGGCUCCUCCCAACAUGCGAGUCCUGUUUAAUGUCUCCUUUAUCGUGAUCGGAGUCAUCAUUGCUUCCUUCGGCGAGAUCCAUUUCGUCCUCGUCGGGUUCCUCUUCCAGAUCGGCGGUAUUGUCUUCGAAGCCACCCGACUCGUCAUGGUACAGCGCCUUCUGAGCUCAGCCGAAUACAAAAUGGAUCCGCUUGUCUCCCUUUACUACUUUGCUCCCGUCUGCGCGUUGAUGAACUUCGUCGUCGCGCUGGUCUUUGAAGCACCAUAUGUGACCAUGGAACAUUUCCAGAGGACUGGCUUGUUCACCCUCCUCGCCAACGCCAUGGUUGCAUUUCUUCUAAACGUCGCGGUUGUGUUCUUGAUCGGAAAAACCUCCUCACUCGUGCUGACUCUGUGUGGUGUUCUGAAAGAUAUCUUACUGGUUGCCAUUUCCGCUGUGUGGCACAAGACGCCGGUGACCGCGCUCCAGCUUUUCGGAUACGCCAUCGCCAUCGGCGGUCUGCUUCAUUAUAAGCUGGGCACAGAGAAGAUCAAGGAGUAUGCCGGCCAAGCCAACAGGUCCUGGGCAGAGUACGGCGCCACCAAUCCGAUCAGACGCCGCGUUAUUAUUUUCGGGGUGUCCGCUUUCCUGAUCAUUUGUGUCUUGGUCCAGCUGGGAGGCCCUUACGACCCAAAUAGCCUGAAAGGCAUGAUCCCAGGGAGCACAGUUGCAAACCACGCAUAAUUUAAGCGCCGUUGGGACACCUGUGAUUUGAUCGCGGACUCCGAUUGAUUUUCCCCUGAAUCCCCUACGUUGAAGGAUUUACGUUAUCGGUAACACGCAAGCUCCAAAAAAACAGAGAGGCAUCGUUGCUCGAUCUCACCUACUUUAAUUCCUUCCUCACUUCGCGAUAGAAAACAGCUAUUCCAGUGAUUGCUUUCUCGAAAGAAAAAAAAAAGGAAAACAAAAAUUAUGAAAUAUAGCAAAUGAUUUUCGAAUUAGCCAUACGAUGAACAUUUCGACGGCGCGUAGAGACGUCGGGGUGCUGACGUCCUUGACUUUGAUUCUUCUUUUUCCUUUUUUCUCAAGUCAUUUUUAAUACUUCUUUAAUGACGCUUAUCCACUGCUCGCGCUUCAUUCCUAUUUUCUCUCUCAUGUAUUAACUCUUGCCACAUGUCCUAGGGAGCAAAGGUUUCCGUUAGAUGUCGUUUGUUUGAUGUAUUUCCUGCACACAGAGGUGCUUUUAUUGAAGGCGGGUUUUCAGAGUCGCGCCUAUUCCAAGA